AUGGCUGCGAUUAUAACGGAGCACACGGUAGCGGAUCUCGUGCGGAGCAAGCUUGGCCUCGUCGAAUUCCCUGAGUCCGCGAGUGUCGGCGAGGCAAUCGAGGCCCUGGUGCGAGAGGACCUCGUAGCAGCUCCCGUUUACUCCACUGCUCCCCAUGCUGCUGCGGUAUGCUUCCCUCUUUUCUUCUCCCUGACGUUCGGCUCCCCUGCUCGCUCCAUUCUCUCCCUGCCAGAUGACUCGUCCCUCCCGCCUCCCCUCCUGUUUCCCCUCGUCUCUCCUUCCCGUUUCCCCUCGUCUCUCCUUCCCGUUUCCCCUCGUCUCUCCUUCCCGUUUCCCGUCGUCUCUCCUUCCCGUUUCCCCCAUCCUUCCCCUCUCUCCUGUUCCGCUUCCUCCAGACGCCCGGCUCCCCUGCUCGCUCCAUUCUCUCCCCACCUGACAACUUCCUCCCUUCCCUCCUCCCUUCCCUCCCUUCCCUCCUCCCCUCCUGUUUUUCCCUUUUUCCUUCCCGUUACUACCUGCUCUCUUCCCCUGUUUCCGUUCCAUCAGGCGCUCGGCUCCCUGGCUCGCUCCAUCCUCUCCCUGCCGGACGACUCUGACGCGCUGUCGCUUACCGCAGCAGCUAAUAAGGCGUACAUUGGGACUGUCACCAUGGUGGACCUGCUGCUACACCUGGUGCGGGCAAGCGAGGAAGGGCUGUCGCUGCUGCUCACUGACUUGAACGCACCCAUCCACAGCAUCAUGCGACCCAUGGCGCAGGGAGUGCAGCGCCUGAUCGUUCCCAUCCACACCCGCCCCAGCUCUUCUCUCCCCUCCGUUCUCUCCUCGCAAGGCCCUGCACCUGCAGCAGCACCCACCCCUCCCCUCCCUCCUCUCUGGCCUCCUCUCCUCCUUCCUCCCCUCCCACCCACGCCCCUGCUUCUCCCUCUCAGUCGUCCUCCUCCUCUCUCCACUCUCUCACUUCGAGCUCCUCCUCCCUCUUCUCCCACCCCUCCUUCACCUCCCGCUCCCUCACUCCCUCCACCACCACUACAACACUCCCCACCUCCCCUCACUCUCUCUCCUCCACCCCCUCUCAGCACCCUCACACACCCCUCGCUUCUAGCGUCGCCUCUCUCUCGUUAG
Messenger RNA from Closterium sp. Yama58-4, 1122 nucleotides. The record is from the annotation of a GenBank genome assembly. NCBI's taxonomy places the organism in Eukaryota, Viridiplantae, Streptophyta, Zygnematophyceae, Desmidiales, Closteriaceae.